CACACCCAUUCACUGCAAAGGAGGCCAGUAUAAAUAGCUGUGAUUCAUGAAGGGAGAAAGAGAAUAAGAAAGAGAGACUGAAAGAGAGGAGAAGGAAGAUAUAUCACACAAGAUUGGCCUUGCAAAAGCAGUUCUGAGAGAGAUCCUGAUAUCUGGGUUUCCCCCUCCUUUGGUUUGAAGACAAUGUGGCGGGCCCUCAUGUAUCAGCUUGCUCUGAUUCCUCUCGUCCAGGCUCAAAAUGACUACUGCAGAACACACCGUACCUUCAGGGAGCCAGCCAACACUGACAUUAACGUCUACUGUGGCACAAAUAGCAUGGAGCUCCAUAUCUUGCUAUGUCCCGUUUACUUUGGUGGAUACAAUGAAACACUGAUGUCCCUCAACGCUCAGUACUUCAAGGGAGAGUGCCGGGGGACACCCGAUUGGACGGUCGACCCGCCUAUUCUGAAAUACAACUUCUCCAUCACAGAGGAGGCGGUGUCCGCCUGCAACAACAAAAUAAAGAUCACUCAGGAGGUGGGUUCUGGGCUCUUUGCAGAUUUCUCCAGCGUUCAGUUUGUCAACAUCUCGGGCAUGAUCAACUCUCUGGACCCCAGUGCGGGAACGAUCACCUACCGCCAGGAAAUGAUUUACAAAUUCUCCUGCCGCUAUCCACUCCAGUACUUGGUCAACAACACUGAGAUGACCGUGUCUGGGGUGAGCCUAGCAGUCAAAGACAGCAAUGGGAGUUUCAUCAGUACCCUGAGUAUGAUGCUCUACUCGGACAGGUUCUACACAACCCAGCUCAAGGUCCCUGAGGUAGGCUUGACGUUGAAGACACGCAUCUUUGUGGAGGUCAAGGCCACCAAUCUCACUGGAAGGUUCAACGUGUUGUUGGACCGAUGCUAUGCCACAACCAGUCCUUACCCCGUCAACAGCACUUAUUAUGACCUCUUUGUUGGGUGUAACCGGGAUGGCCAGACGGUGAUGGGGGUGAAUGGGCAACAGCAGGAAGCUCGUUUCUCGUUUGAGGCCUUCCGCUUCGUCCAGCACAAGAACAGGACGUUGUCCACUUUCUACCUGCACUGCUCUACCAGACUCUGUGAGAGGUCCGUCUGCACCUCCCUGCAACAGAACUGCACGGACAUCAGCUCAAGGAGGAAGCGGGAGAUCCAGGACACGUCUGUGACCGACACAGCCACAGUCAGCUCCGGCCCCAUCCGCACCCAAGUGGACAACGGUGAUACUGUCGGAAUUGUAUCUGAAGUUUCCGAGCAGUUGAGUGGAAAACACAGAUCCUUGCAAGGCGUUGCCAUAGCAGCAGGGAUUGUUGGUGCGCUCUGUAUCGCCAUGGUAGCCUUCAUUGCGUACUGGAUCAUUGUGCCAAGGACCAUUGGGGCCACAGAGAAGAGAAUGCUCUUCACUACAAAAGAGUGA
Molecule: messenger RNA, 1416 nt
Organism: Oncorhynchus keta (chum salmon)
Lineage: Eukaryota; Metazoa; Chordata; Actinopteri; Salmoniformes; Salmonidae
Product: zona pellucida-like domain-containing protein 1
Exons: 11
Coding region: 184-1416 (410 amino acids)
Cellular component (GO): cell surface
Source: RefSeq, a predicted model, not a curated record